Elgaria multicarinata webbii is the source of this 982-nucleotide messenger RNA. It is a transcript of the gene PPIL6, whose product is annotated as peptidylprolyl isomerase like 6. Gene Ontology annotation, molecular function: peptidyl-prolyl cis-trans isomerase activity. Bases 10 to 903 code for a protein of 297 amino acids. Gene Ontology annotation, biological process: protein peptidyl-prolyl isomerization. The record is from RefSeq and is a predicted model, not a curated record. The transcript is spliced from 8 exons. NCBI's taxonomy places the organism in Eukaryota, Metazoa, Chordata, Lepidosauria, Squamata, Anguidae.
UUGAGAGCCAUGUUGGCUAAGAAUGCUGUGGGGCCCGUGAGGCAGCAAGUGGAGGUUGUGGGACUUCUUACAGAACCCUCCUUUCACAUGGCUGUGUAUGCUGCAGAGGCUCUGAGGAGAAAUUUUCCAGCCAAGAUAGCAGAGCCUAAAGUGCUUCCUCUGCUGCAAUUUGCAUGGGAUGAAUAUCUACAGGACAAAAAAAGGGAGUUGAAAGGAGAAAUAUGGGAAUAUCCCUCCAACGUGAUGUGUUUUGUUGAUGGCCAGCUUCUUGGAGAUGAAAAAAUGCUACUAAAGUGGGCUUAUGAUGUUUGGGAUUAUCAAGACUUUAAACCCACAGCACUUUAUGAAGCCAUUACACAGGAUUUCCUUAUGAAAUACAUGAGAAGCAAAAAGCAUGUGUUUGUGUUCUUCGAGAUAGCUAUUCAGGAGGUGCCAAUCGGAAAAUUGCUCUUUGAGCUCUAUUCUGAUAUCUGUCCCAAAACAUGUCGGAACUUUCAAUACUUGUGUACAGGGCAGAAAAAGAACCCUGAGUCGGGGCUGGCACUCACUUACCGAGAUUCUAUCUUUCACCGACUUGUAAAAAAUGGCUGGAUACAAGGAGGAGACAUACAUGAAGGAAGAGGGAAUGGAGGCGAGGCAAUAUACGGACCUAUCUUUGAAGAUGAAAAUUUUGCAGUUCCCCAUGACCGUAGAGGUGUUCUUGGAAUGGCCAACAAAGGACGCCACAGCAAUGGGUCCCAGUUCUACAUCACACUACAGCCAGCACCUUACUUGAAUGACAAAUAUGUGGCUUUUGGACAGGUGAUCGAGGGCUCCGAAGUUCUCCGGGAACUGGAAGCAACAAAUACAUUCAACGAGAGGCCAGUUGUAGAAUGUAAAAUUAUUAACUGUGGAGUUUUUUAACUGUGACUAUGGAUGAUUUAUUUAAUUUUACUGUAGUGCAUAACUAUGUUGUUUUCUGAUCACUGGGUUUAUGGGUUGU